CUCACUCACCUUACUCUCGUCUUCGCCCUGCCUCUCCCACUCCUCGCCCGCUCCUGGAGCCUGAGAAUCGAAAACUGCCAAGUUUCUCCCAAAGGGCAGCAGCAAGAGUUAUUCCAAAAGCGAUCAGGCCACCAAGGAUGUCCGUCCAUGGAGCCACCCGCGACAGGAAGAGUUGCUCCGCCUGCCUCUGCCCGUCCCCUUCGCUCUCCUCUGGCGACGGGACACACCUGGCGGGCGCGCCCUAUACCUGCCUAGGGCCACCUGGCCGGCAGCCCUCAGCGGGUGGCCCGCCCAGUUCGGGUCGCUGGGGCUUCCCCUCGGCCAAUGAGGAAGAGGGAGCCUCGGGGCUCGGGCAGCGUCCGGCCGAGCGGCCAAUGGGAGGGCGGCAUGCAAAUGAGCAGGUGCGGUGGCGGACGGCCCGUCAAGACUGUCCCGGCUCCCGGGAUGUUAGAGGAGAGUUGGGCUGCCGCCGAGCAGAAGUCCGGGCUUCCAGCUGCGAGCUCCGGUCUCCCGCCAUGGCCCCCGCUCCGCCCCCCGCCGUGUCCUUCUCGCCCGCCGAGGUCCAGCGGCGCCUGGCGGCCGGCGCCUGCUGGGUCCGCUGCGGGGCCCGCCUCUACGACCUCACUGGCUUCGUGCGGCACCACCCGGGGGGCGAGCAGCUGCUGCGGGCGCGGGCUGGCCAGGAUGUUAGCGCCGACCUGGACGGGCCGCCGCACCGACACUCGGCCAACGCGCGCCGCUGGCUGGAGCAGUACUACGUGGGCGAGCUGAAAGGAGACCCUCAGGGCUCUGUGGAGAAUGGGACUGUGACCUCUGGGAACACUCAAAAGACAGACCCUUGGAUGGAACCAAAGCUCAAAGCAGUGGAUUGGGACAAGGAUUUGGUAGACUGGCAGAAGCCCCUACUGUGGCAGGUAGGCCACUUGGGAGAGAAGUAUGAUGAGUGGGUCCACCAGCCAGUGAUCAGACCCAUCCGCCUCUUCCACUCUGACCUCAUCGAGGCCCUCUCCAAGAGUGUCUGGUACAAUGUCCCCAUCAUCUGGAUGCCCCUGAUGCUGUACUUCAGUUGGUCCCACUACCGAACCCUCGCUCAGGGCAACGUUCGACUCUUCGAGUCCUUCAGCACAGAGUACUCGGUGGCCCUGCCGCAGUCCACGUUCCCGGGCUUCUUCGUGAUGGGGGUGCUCCUCUGGAGCCUGCUGGAGUACCUCAUCCACCGCUUCCUGUUCCACAUGAAGCCCCCCAGGGACAGCCAUUACCUCAUCAUGCUGCACUUCGUCCUGCACGGCCAGCACCACAAGGCACCCUUCGAUGAAUCCCGCCUGGUCUUCCCCCCUGUACCAGCUUCUCUGGGUAUUGCCUUCUUCUACAUCAUUCUACGGCUCCUCCUCCCUGAGGCGGUGGGGGGCAUAAUGUUUGCUGGGGGCCUCCUGGGCUACAUCAUCUACGAUAUGAUCCAUUACUACCUACACUUCGGUUCGCCACACAAGGGCUCCUACCUGUACAACAUGAAGGCCUACCACGCCAAGCAUCACUUUGCACAUCAGAAGUCAGGAUACGGCAUCAGCAGUAAACUGUGGGAUCACUUCUUCCACACCCUCAUACCGGAAGAACCCCACCUGAAGAUGCAAUGACAACUCCCAGCCCCACCGUCCUACCCUCUGCCCGGCCAUGGCCUCUGCCCCAUCCCCACCGCCCCCCCCCCCAAGACCCUGCAAAGGUUUGCUCGGCCAGGCAGGACAGGCUUUGUUGGGCCUUUGCGCUCGGUGAGGGUGCUGGGAAGACCAAGAAGGCUGGGACUGACCCUGAGACAGCGCUCCUGACCCACCAAGUAGCUCUCGGGGAUGAGUUCUUUCCUGGAGCAUCUCGGCCUCUCCAUUGCACCCCUGCCCUGAGCCUUAGCCCAUGGGACUGCUUCAGGACCAGGCCAACAGGGAAUUUCCCAAGGGGAAUGAAGGAAACUGACCUCUGAGGCCAAACCUGAGUCCCCACCUGUGUCUUACAGCUUGGACUCCCUAGGACACUCCUCUCCCCAUGGUGGAGCUGCAAAGAGUGGAUGUGCAGGGCCUGUGGCCCUUAUCUCCCUAACCUUCCUUUUUUGGGGAGACUUUGGUGGCUCUUGCUGUUCUCCUGAUGAGUGGAGAACACUGAGGUAGAUGAAGGGCUCUUGUCACAAGAAGAGACGACAUGACGCCUCCCGCAGGCCACCUCCAGUUCCGGCGGCAGUGCCUUUGUCUACCACCCAUCACACCUGCCCGCUGUGGGGCCAGAUGUCUUGGGCUGCAUCUCCUCCAGCACCCACACGCAUGGCCCUCACCUGCCUCUGCAGAUGGGCCGGGGGCUGCUGGUGGGGCCUCCAACCUGAUGGGAGCCCAGGCUCCUUUCUUUAGGAACCAGCAGCUUCUCUAGCCCUAACCCGCCUGUCUUCAGAAUCUCAAAGCUUUUCCCCAAGGGAGGCUGAAGAGGCCUCUCUGUGGGUAGGAGCCCCACCCUAUGUCUGGCCAUUCCUGACCUCUACCUGGCACAGGUGGGCCUCUACCCCCCUCACUCAGGACCCUUCCAGCUAGUGCCUCCUGACACCAAGAAGGAGCUUUCAUGCGGUGCCUUAUCUCCCCGACCUUCUGCUUCCCUGCACCUUCCCCCCAGCAGAUGAGGUUCUGGCCCCUUCUUCCUUAUAACCAAAACCCUCACUGCUCCUAAGAGAGUCUUAUUUAUAAACCAUAUAAAUGCCUUUAGUCUGGCCCCAGACCAAGUAGCUGCUCAGACUGCCCUGUCUAAUCCUCCGUGUCAGGCUUAUGUAAAAAAAUGUUGUCCUGUUCUUGUUUUCUUCUUACCCACAAACCGUUACUACUUGAAAUUUCCUGAAAACUCGCUGAGGGUAAAGGCUAAAAAGAGAAGCAGCGUGAGGAAUCCUGUGAUUUGUACUGUUUACCGUGGAGUUAUUUAAAGAUUUCAGAAUAAAUAUGCAAACUACAAUUGUGAAAUAAAGGUGUACAAAAAUUGUAUAUUUUGAAAAAUAAAAACGCUGAAAAAAGAAAAUCAA
Molecule: messenger RNA, 3043 nt
Organism: Lutra lutra (Eurasian river otter)
Lineage: Eukaryota; Metazoa; Chordata; Mammalia; Carnivora; Mustelidae
Gene: FA2H
Product: fatty acid 2-hydroxylase
Exons: 7
Coding region: 138-1634 (498 amino acids)
Biological process (GO): lipid biosynthetic process; fatty acid metabolic process
Cellular component (GO): membrane; endoplasmic reticulum
Molecular function (GO): fatty acid 2-hydroxylase activity; heme binding; iron ion binding
Source: RefSeq, a predicted model, not a curated record